This is a messenger RNA of Ectocarpus siliculosus, 2758 nucleotides long. The record is from the annotation of a GenBank genome assembly. NCBI's taxonomy places the organism in Eukaryota, Phaeophyceae, Ectocarpales, Ectocarpaceae.
AUGGCAAUGGCGAGCCCAUACACCUGGGGACGAGAUGGCGGGGCCUCGUCUCGAGAGUCAAGGACGCGGUUAGGUCGGGGCAGCCGCCGCCGGCGAACUACGGCGGACAAGACGGAGGAGGGUAUCAUUACGGCGGGGGCGGCGACGGCGGCGGCUGGGCCGAAGGGCCAGCAACACCCCGCGUCCACUCCCCCGCCGUUCUUCGACCCUCAAGCUCCACCUCCUGUUCCGCCGCAAGACGAUGGCGGCGGCGGCGGCAGCAGCAGCGGGUACGGUAACGAACCUAGGAGCGCGGGGGGGUACGGUGAUGGCAGCAUCGGUGGUGACACCGUGGUGGACACGUUCGGUGCCGCCACGGUGCCGGAGGGUAGGCAUGGCGCGGCGGGCAGCAGCGGCUCGGAGCCGUCGUUUGAGCCCCCGCAGGCGGGAGCUGCGUCGGUAGGGCAGGGCUGGUCAACGCCAGGCGUGGAUGCCGUCCCCGCUAGGGAAGAGCCCGCAGCCGAAGGCGGGGAGGAUGAUGAUGUAGGGAAGGCCGGAUCGACGACGGCCACGGUACCGGCUGACCCACAAGGCGGCGGCGUUUCGGGGAGCGGGUCGACGGCAGCAGCAGCAGCAGCAGCAGCAGCGUGGCCCGGUGUGGACAACGCCGAUGCUACCGAACCCUCUGUGAGUCGUGCGGGAGGGAGCGAGCCCGUGGUAGGGACGGAGGUAUUCGACAGCAGCAGCGUCGGCGGCGUCUCAUUCCGGUCGAACGGGGGCGACGGCGCCCUAGACACGAUGCCAAGCUCGGCAGACCAUGGAAAGGAGGAGGUGGACUGGGGGACCGGGGUCGAGGAGGACGGUGACGAGGAGGGGAAAGGAGCGGAGGGCGAGUCCGGGGAGACGGUGGAGGUUCCCGGCUCGGAAGAGAAGCUCCAACUGGAGAGCGAGGAGAAGGCGCUCAUACGCGAGUUGGAGCGCAUGGACAGCACCAUCGGCAACGGGGACGACCCACCGAGCAUUGGCAGCGAGAGGCCGCGGGUUGUUGGCGACGGCGGUAGCGGCGUGUCUACGCUGUCGCCGACGACACCGCCGCCGCUGCAGCCGCCGCCGCCGUCGUCGGAGCACCAGGCGAUGAUCGACAGAGAGGUGGAGCACCAGCUGGACGAUCUGUUUGACAGCAUUAUCCUCGACGACGCCGACGAUCCCGAUGCCGAAGGCGGAGAGUACGCCGUUCCGUCGGAGGCGGCGGUGGUCGGAUCAGGGGGCGUGCCGGGGCAAGGCUGGGGUUCUCUUGUUAACGAUCACGAGGAGGAGGCGGUGGACGCGGUGCGAGAACAGCCGGCGGCGGGGCCCACGCAAGCGGCAGACCAGGAUCGUCGCACUCCCUCCUCGCACGGUGACGCGAGCGUUCAUGCCGCAGCGGACGCGCGGGCGCGCGGCGGCGUUUCGACGCCCGGCGGCGCUCCCCCCGGGGCCGCGAGCACGUCAGCGGUGGCGGGCGAAGAGGAGGAAGGAGAACCGCCGGUGGCAGCGGAGGCGACGGCGAUUCCUGAGGUCGGGUCGUCGUCGGGCGCGGGCUCGGCGGGAUCGUUGUGGGGAAACACCAGGCGCUGGGAAACGUUACCGCCUCAACCCGAUGCGGCCACCUCUGAUCCGGUAGUAGUAUUAGUAGAAGAAGAAGAAGAAGAAGAAGAGGAGGAGGAGGAGGAGGAGGAGGAGGAGGAGGAAGGGGAGGAAGAUUUGGAGGACGAGUCGGAUGUACGGGUGCUGCUGGACCCGAUCGAGUUGCCGCCUUCCGCGGCCAGCGACGAGAUUUGGAACGACCAGCACCUGCAGGACCAGCUCGACGCGUACUGGGAGCAGAGCCGGAGGGGGGGCGCGGGAGCGGGAGCGGCGGCAGCGGCGCCAUCGACGGCGACGGCCGGGGGAAACCAGCUGUCGGCGUACGGGGGGGGCGGCGGCGUGCCGCACUACGGCCCCGGCGACUGGGUGGGGGGAAACGGCGGCGGGGCGGCGUUGUUGCCAGAACCGCUGCCCGGUUCUGCGGCGGACGGCGCCGCUCGUACCAGCGGCUGGGUGGCGUCGCCUCGCCUUUUCGACGGGGGCAGCCAAUCGCCGAUCAACAUCUACGGCAACGUUCACGUGCACCUGCAGCAGGGUGGCGCGCAGGACGGCGGGGCUCAGCAACAGCAACAGCAGCAGCAGCAGCAGCAGCAGGGGCAACCUUCGCCGUCUUCGGAGCUUAGCGCGAGGGAAAGAUACUACUCGCAGGGGGAGACGAGCUGGUCGGGCAGCGAGCGAGGGGGGCAGUAGCAGCCGCAUGUUUUGAGGGCGGUCGACAGGGGGGUGACAGCAGUAAAAGUAUGCCCUCCAUCUUUCUUCGUCAUGGGGUGGGGCCGCCACGGGGGGGGUCCUCUAGAGGCAUAAGGGUCAGUAUUCUGGGAUGGGAGGUGAGGAGAAAGGCGGGCAGAACUCCCGUGUCAUGUGUCUACAGUAUGUGGUGUUUUUUCCCCGCCGAAAAUCGUGAGAGGGCUAAUCAAUGUACGCGGCGACUAUAAGUGGUGGCAUUGUUUUUUCUGGCGUCUCGGGGGGGGAGAUGGACGGUUGAUUGGCAGAUCGUGCUUAGUCGGGCGGUAAAUUUCGAUUUCGAGGCGUGAUGCUUUGUUUAUCCGUGGCCUUCGUUUUCGUUGUUCGUGGUUUCGACGCGUUUUGGGCGUUUUACUUCCUCCUCAUGUAUGUUGUUUCAGUAGAAAAAUGAGGUUGACCGAUGGCCUAG